This is a messenger RNA of Labrus mixtus (cuckoo wrasse), 2029 nucleotides long. RefSeq names its product mannose-P-dolichol utilization defect 1b (gene mpdu1b). NCBI's taxonomy places the organism in Eukaryota, Metazoa, Chordata, Actinopteri, Labriformes, Labridae. Bases 32 to 811 code for a protein of 259 amino acids. The transcript is spliced from 7 exons. Gene Ontology annotation, biological process: oligosaccharide biosynthetic process. The record is from RefSeq and is a predicted model, not a curated record.
UUCUACGGCUACGUCACUCCUACUCUCCAAAAUGGCGGAGGGAGCAGCAGUUUCAGAUGCAGGGUCGUCAUUUAUGGACCCUUUUAAAGGACUUUUGUUAACUUAUUUCAUGCCCGAAACAUGUUACGACGAAUUCUUUCUGAACUUCAACUUUCUGGACGUACCAUGUCUGAAGGUUGUGCUGAGCAAAGGUUUGGGGAUCGGCAUCAUCCUGGGAUCAGUGAUGGUGAAGCUGCCUCAGAUCUUGAAGCUGAUGGGAGCAAAGAGCGCCGAAGGCCUGAGCUUUAAGUCGGUGCUGCUCGAGCUGCUCGCCAUCACAGGAACCAUGGCCUACAGCAUCGCCAACAAGUUCCCCUUCAGUGCGUGGGGGGAGGCGCUCUUCCUUAUGCUGCAGACCGUCACCAUCGGCUUCCUCAUCCAACACUACGGAGGACGAACGAAGGGAGGUCUGCUCUUCCUGGUCGUGUAUUUCCCUCUGCUGAUCCUCCUCCUGUCUCCCGUCACACCCAUGUCCGUGGUCACCGCCAUGCAGGCCUCCAACAUGCCCGCCAUCAUCAUCGGCAGGCUGAUCCAGGCGGCCUCUAACUACAGUAACGGACACACCGGCCAGCUGUCGGCCAUCUCCGUCUUUCUGCUGUUUGCUGGAUCCCUCGCUCGCAUCUUCACCUCCCUGCAGGAAACCGGAGACUCUCUGAUGGCGCUCACGUACGUCAUAUCGUCGACCUGUAACGCCAUCAUCGCCCUGCAGGUUCUCUACUACUGGAACAGCUCCCCAGAGCUCAAGAAGAAGAAGAAGAAGAAGAAGGAGUAGGAAGCAGAAGGACCGACACUAAACGUUUCUCUGUCCACGUCAAACUUCAGACUCUGAGAGUCGCUGCUGGACGAUGAAUCCAACCCGACGUGAACACGAUCAGAACUUUCAUCAACAGUUGAUUUCUGGCUCCACUUUCCUGUUCUUACAUUCCUCUACAUCCACUUUCUCUCAGUCCAGUCCGGCUCGCACCACGGUCGUCAUGAUACCAGAGAUUGUCUAGCAAUAUCUUUACCUGUUCGUUACCACGGCAACAGAAACAGAAGUCCAACAAACCCAAUCAUUGAUCCUUCCUUGUUUUGAUUUCUUUUGAACUCCUGCACACGGUCUAAACCAGUUUACCUUCCUCUCCUACGUAACGCUCGAUUAGUCAAGACCACACUCACCAAGACCAAGACGUGCCCGAGUCCACAGUGAUCCAGGACCCAGACAAGACCAAGACACUUAGGGAUCGAGACUGAUUCAAGACCAAGACCAAAGCAGGGCGAGACCGAGACAAGACCAGAGUGAUCCAGACAAGACCAAGGCCCAAUCUCGAUGUCCACCCUCACACUCACUGGUGAGCGUUCCCGGUAAGUCUGUGAGGUCUUAGUGCUGUCCCACUGUCAAAUCAUCAAGUGUUUGAGGGAUCUCUCGCUGACUACGAGCCCUUUAUGCACCCUGUCCGUAAGUGGGCAUAUCUGCAGACUUAACGUGAGGGAAUUACCCAGGGUUCAUAGCAUUGUGAUGUGAAACAUGAUUUCCCGGGGAAGCCCACAACAAUUGAAAGGUAAACAAACACCAUAAAACGGAAAAAAGGUAGAGACUGUAAAAAAAACAGGAAGGUGAAGCCAAUAAGCCUAUAGGCCUAUUUUGAGUAGAACUUUUUAUAAGCGCCAAAGUGCUGUCCCAUUUGUAUUUAACCAUUGGAGCCAUCGCAGCCUCAUGCACUCAAUCACUUUCCAGGUGACGUCAAUAAAGUCAGUCUGGGCUCAAGGCUCAGGGUUUAGGGAGGACAUCGAGAUUCAGCCCAAGACAUUUAGGGAACAUCGAUUUAAAAAACACGCUGUAUCAAAGGGAUCGACGACCUCUGCUGAGUUUAAACGUUUUUUUUUGCACUUCCUGUUUUGAGUUCACAUCCAGGUUUCUGUUUUUCAUGCUGAUGAAUCUUUCUAAAAUGUUUUACACAGUUUCGACCUCCGAGACGAGUGAAGGUGAUUAAACUUGAUUCCACUCUGA